This is a messenger RNA of Arvicanthis niloticus (Nile rat), 3460 nucleotides long. It is a transcript of the gene Lrit3, whose product is annotated as leucine rich repeat, Ig-like and transmembrane domains 3. Gene Ontology annotation, molecular function: protein binding. NCBI's taxonomy places the organism in Eukaryota, Metazoa, Chordata, Mammalia, Rodentia, Muridae. The record is from RefSeq and is a predicted model, not a curated record.
UUUGACCCUUCCCUUUUGUCCAGAGAGCCGCUUUGGAGCUAUGUGGCUCUUGGCCCGCCUGUGCCUUGUGCUUUGUUUCCUGGGGGGAGUGAACUGUACCUGCCCCUCUCAGUGCUCCUGUGAGCAUCACAGCAGACAUGACGGCUCAGGAUCAAGGUCAGUGCUGUGUAACGACCUGGAUAUGAAUGAAGUCCCAACAAACUUCCCUGUGGACACCUCGAAGCUUCGCAUAGAGAAAACCGUGGUCCGCAGGAUCCCCGCCGAGGCCUUCUACUACCUGGUGGAGCUGCAGUACCUCUGGCUGACUUACAACUCAGUGGCCAGCAUAGAAACCAGUAGCUUUUAUAACCUAAAGCAGCUGCACGAGUUGCGUUUGGGUGGGAAUUCUCUGACUGCUUUCCCUUGGGUGUCUCUGCUGGAUAUGCCCCGCCUGAGGACGCUGGACUUACACAAUAACAGAAUAGCCAGUGUGCCAAAGGAGGCGGUCAGAUAUCUGAGGAACCUUACCUGCCUAGAUUUGUCAAGCAACAGACUGACUACACUGCCACCAGAUUUCCUGGACAGCUGGUCUCAUUUAGCAAUGACACCUUCUAGAAGCCCAGACCUUCCACCGAGAAGAAUUAUUCUUGGUUUACAGGACAACCCUUGGUUCUGUGACUGUCACAUUUCCAAAGUGAUUGAGCUGUCAAAAGUCGCCGACUCUGUUAUUGCACUUCUUGAUCCUCUGAUGGUCUGCAGCGAACCCGAGCACCUCCAAGGAAUCUUGUUUCAGAGGGUGGAGUUGGAAAAGUGUCUGAAGCCAUCGGUGAUGAUGUCGGCUACCAAAAUCACAUCUGCUCUGGGCAGUAAUGUUCUGCUGAGGUGUGAUGCCAAGGGCUACCCCACCCCACAGCUGUUGUGGACCAGAUCUGACAGCUCGCCAGUUAACCAUACAGUAAUUCAGGAGUCUCCAGGAGAAGGAGUCAGAUGGUCCAUCAUAAGCUUGACAGGAAUCUCCGAUAAGGAUGCUGGGGAUUACAGAUGUAAAGCCAAAAAUCUGGCAGGGAUGUCGGAAGCUGUGGUUACUGUGACAGUUGUGGGUAUUGUUACGACCACCCUAUCACCAGAUACUUCAGAAAGAAGCCCCGGAGAGCACCCUGAACAGCAGUAUUCCCAGCCUGGAUUAGGAAGAUCAACACCUCCAUCUAAAUCCUGGUUAUCACCGGGACUCUCUUCUGCUUCUUCCUACCCCACACCCUCAGCAGCUCUCUCUGCGUCUACAUUGCCUCCUCCUCCCUCCUCUUUGCCUCCCGUCUUCUCAGCUGCUUCUGCAACCACCAGUGUAAAAACCAGCAUCUCAGGAAGCACCAACAGGACUAGUCACCAGCCACCCCUGCUCCAAGCCGGUAGGAAAAGCAAUGCGAAGAUAGAGAAGAACGGAAGGAAGUUUCCUCCACUCAGCGCAAGUAAGAAAGAAGAGUUGGCGUUGUUGGAUCAGGCCGCGCCAAUGGAAACAAACGUCACUAUCAAAGACCUCAGGGUGGCCCGCAAAACGGGCGUCAGUGUGACUCUGACGUGGAACAGCAGCAGCAGCAGCAGCAGCAGCAGCAGCAGCAGCAGCAGCAGCAGCAGCAGCAGCAGCAGCAACAGCACACAGGAGUCCGCCGUGACUGUGCUGUAUUCUAAAUAUGGCGAGAAGGACCUGCUGCUAGUGAGUGCAGACUACGGCAAAAACCAGGCAACCAUAAAUGGUCUGGAGCCCGGCAGUCAGUAUGUGGCAUGUGUCUGUCCGAAAGGAAUGGGUCCCCGGGAGGAUCAGUGUAUCACCUUUUCUACCAACAGGGUAGAGGGGCGUGACUCACAGUGGUCAUUGCUCAUCGUGGUGACCAGUACUGCCUGUGUUAUUGUGGUACCCCUAAUCUGUUUCUUAUUAUACAAAGUCUGCAGACUGCAAUGUUCAUCAGACCCUUUCUGGGAAGAUGAUUUGUCAAAAGAGACGUAUAUCCAAUUUGAGACCCUGUCACCCAGGUCACAGAGUGUAGGGGAGCUCUGGACACGGAGGCACAAAGACGAUGGGGAAAAGUUGCUGCUAUGCCCCAGGUCAAGUGUGGACUCUCAGAUGAAUCUUAUAAGCGACGGCUGUAGAGCGGAGUAUUAUGGCUGAGGUUUUGCAGGUGAAGCGAACGUGAACAAAGAAGCGUGGGAACUAAGGCUGCAACGUCCUCUGUUGGGCGACUUUUGGACAGACGUCCAUGUGGUCUGUGAGAAUCACAAAUGGGGUGUUUUUUGAUGUAUUUAAUUUUUUUAGUUGAGAAACAUCUCAACUAAAACAACAGAUGAUCUUGAAUUUUAUUCCAUGGAUGACGUCUGUAUAAAUAAUUUUCCAGUGGUAUUUAAGAAGCUUGUCAUAAUUUUAGGGAAACCCAGUUCCUAAAAUUAAUUGACAAUAUUCACGGUAGGCAAACUCUGCAUUUAAGGAGAGAGAAUAUUUUGAACAGUGGAAGAACAUUAGCAUAACCAGCCAAGGCUGAUGGCUCCGGAUGUUCAAAGUGCUUUUGAAGGUUUGCUGUGGGCGUUUGCCGCCACGGUCUGGUGCAUGACUGUGAGAUUCUAAUGAAUCUUGGGUCUAGAAAUAGUGAAAAGAUCAUAACAAACACAACAUUUCUAUAGAAUUAGUGGUUGUAUUUAACACAGUUGAUAGACUGUAUGGGUCUCAUGAUGUCUGAAUGGGUCUCAUGAUGUGUUAGUUUAAGAACAACAUCCUUAAUUUCUUUCAUUUCCUCCUCUUAAUCUCACUGUCUUCCUUUAAAACUUCCCCCUUAAGGGUAAGAAGAUGCACAGGCGCCUAAGGACUCUAAGCUCAGCUGUCUCCGCCCCGGUGUAUUUAUUCUCUGGUAGAGCACAGGCCUUUGAGAUUUCUUUACUGCUGUUGUUGUUGAGGUGUAGUGGUUUCCUCUUUUAUUUUUUUUCAUGUUUAUAUGGAUUGAUGUUUUGCCUCACCAUACAUUUGGGGACCACAUGUGUGCCCAGUGCCCUCAGAGGAUAGAAGUGGGCAUCUGGGACUGGAGAUUAGACAACUCAUUCAUUACUGUAUGAUGAAUGGGUCAAAGGAAAUCAAGAAAGAAAGAAAGAAAGAAAGAAAGAAAGAAACAAACAAACAAACAAACAAACAAAAUCACAAACAGGAGGAGCACUCUUCAAGUCACUCUAUCAGCCAGUUUUGUGCUAAUACCAGACCAGGUAAAGACACAGCAGUCAAAGGAACGGUGUUGUAAAGCAGGAGAGCUAGCACGCGGUCAAGCAGGAGAAAGAGGCCAAUAGCCCUGGCGAACAUAGAUUCAAAAUUACUCAGUAAAAUGCUUGCAAACCAAGUGUAGACAUCCAUCAAAAAGAUCACUCACCAUGGUUGAGUUGGCUAUAUCCUUGACAUGCAGGGGUAUAGUUCAACGCAUGCAACUCAAUAAGUAUCGAUAACAAUUAU